Messenger RNA from Dermochelys coriacea (leatherback sea turtle), 789 nucleotides. It is a transcript of the gene GAL, whose product is annotated as galanin and GMAP prepropeptide. The coding region runs from base 217 to 570 and encodes 117 amino acids. The transcript has 6 exons. Gene Ontology annotation, molecular function: hormone activity. The record is from RefSeq and is a predicted model, not a curated record. Gene Ontology annotation, cellular component: extracellular region. NCBI's taxonomy places the organism in Eukaryota, Metazoa, Chordata, Testudines, Dermochelyidae.
AUAAAUAGCGGAGGGGGAGCGGUCUUGGGCUCACAGGCGCUGCAGCCCCCCACUCCAUUGCAUCCCCUACUCCGUGAGCGCACCGGGGCCAUGCAGUGAGGAAUCCCAGCUGUGAACAUCCAUUCCCUAGAGCAGCCUGCGGACAGCUCCCUGCCCCACUGCCAGCCAGGACUGAACCCGCGCACUGAAUAACAGACCAGCGCACCCCAACUCAAGAUGAGGAGGUGGACUAGUCUCCUGUUGCUCUCUUUAAUCCUUUGCGCCACCCUCUCGGAGACAUUUGGACUCGUUUUAUCAGCAAAAGAAAAACGGGGCUGGACUUUGAAUAGUGCUGGUUACCUACUUGGGCCACAUGCAAUAGAUAAUCACAGAUCUUUUAAUGACAAACAUGGCCUAGCUGGUAAACGUGAGAUACAGCCUGAAGAGGACAUAAAAAUAGGAAAUCUUGGGAGACCAGUGGUUGAUGACAAUGUUGUUCGCACAAUAAUUGAAUUUUUGACUUACUUGCAUCUUAAAGAGGCAGGGGCACUAGAUAAUCUACUUUCAUCAGAAGAAACAAAUCAGUCCUGAAAAAUAAUGUAUUUAUACUUUGUUGUAUUGUAAAUUUAAGACUGAACUCUAAACAGAGCUUUAAAUGGACAGAAGAUGGUGACUAUUGUUUACAUUACUCUUAUACACAGUUACACAUGGUAAACUACUUUCUGCCCUUUUUGUUUGUUUUUUUUCUGUGAUGUUACAAUGUAAGAUUUUUGCCUUGAUAAAAAAAUUUCUUUAGGUAAGUGGUAAAAU